Messenger RNA from Metarhizium album ARSEF 1941, 2523 nucleotides. RefSeq names its product Cullin. Gene Ontology annotation, molecular function: ubiquitin protein ligase binding. Gene Ontology annotation, cellular component: Cul3-RING ubiquitin ligase complex. Lineage: Eukaryota; Fungi; Ascomycota; Sordariomycetes; Hypocreales; Clavicipitaceae. Bases 1 to 2523 code for a protein of 840 amino acids. Gene Ontology annotation, biological process: ubiquitin-dependent protein catabolic process; protein ubiquitination. The transcript is spliced from 3 exons. The record is from RefSeq and is a predicted model, not a curated record.
AUGAUAUCUGGGCGAGGUGGUGCGGGAGCGCGGGCUGGCCGCAUCCGCCCGCCUCGUCGCAUUCUUCGUCCGAAUGCCGCGGGGGAAGACGGAGAUUUCGAGGACUGCUGGAACAUGCUCAAGGAGGCCCUGCGAGACAUUCACAACAAAAGCUGCGGUCGACUGUCGUUCGAGGAGCUGUAUCGAGCCGCUUACAAGAUCGUGCUGUUAAAAAAGGGCAAGCUUCUGUACGAGCGAGUCAAGCAGUUUGAGGAGCAGUGGUUCGCCGAGCAUGUCAUCCCCAAGAUUGAGGUCUUGGUCACCAGGAGCUUGAUCAAUAUCGGCAUCGACAGAAACCUGGCGAGCUCGGCGAAUGAGCGCCGCCAGACGGGCGAAAACUUCCUCAAGGGACUGCGGGACACCUGGGAGGACCACAACAUGUCCAUGAACAUGACGGCGGAUAUCCUCAUGUACCUGGAUAGAGGGUACACACAACAAGAGCCGAAUCGGGUACCGAUAUUCGCGACGACCAUAGCUCUCUUCCGGGACAACAUCCUGCGGUCCUGUCUCAACGCCAACUCGACCAAUCAUGUCAUUGAUAUUCUCAUCUCUGUCAUGCUGGAUCAGAUCGACAUGGAACGCGAGGGCGACGUCAUCGACAGGACUCUAAUACGGAGCUGCAGUCGGAUGCUCACUUGUCUCUACGAGGCCGAAGACGAGAACGAGAACGACAAGCUUUACCUCACGGUAUUUCAGCCUCGGUUCCUGACAAACAGCGAAACCUUCUAUGCGGCAGAGUGCCAGCGCCUCCUCCGAGAAUCCGAUGCCAGCACCUGGCUGCGGCACACCCAGCGGCGUCUACAUGAGGAGGUCGACCGGUGUGGCACGACGAUAGAGUUGGAGACGCUUCCCAAGGUUUCGGCAGUCGUCGAGGAGCAGCUCAUCGUCAAGCAUUUGUCAGAAUUCCUUGCCCUCGAGGGCAGUGGGCUGAGGUGGAUGAUUGACAAUGACAAGAUCAAUGACUUGUCAAUACUGUACAGGUUGAUUUCGAGGGUGGAUGAUGAAAAGACGGCUCUUCGGGACAUUUUACAAAAGCGGGUUGUUGAACUAGGGCUCGAGAUUGAGACGGCGUUGCGAAACACCGACUUUUCAACAGCCCCCCAACCUGAUGGAGACGAGCCCGCGGAGGCGGACAAGACCAAAGCGCUCAACCCGGCCGCCCAACAGACUGCCGCUGCCAUCAAAUGGGUUGAUGAUGUGCUGCGCCUCAAGGACAAGUUUGACAACCUGUUGACACAAUGUUUCCAGGAUGACCUCGUCGUCCAGACCUGCCUCACCAAGAGUUUCUCCGACUUUAUCAACAUGUUCGCCCGGAGCUCCGAGUACGUGUCGCUCUUCAUCGACGACAAUCUGAAGCGGGGCAUCAGAGGCAAGACCGAGGCUGAGGUGGACGUGGUCCUUGAAAAGGCCAUUGUCCUCAUUCGAUAUCUUCUUGACAGAGACUUGUUUCAGACAUACUACCAGAGACAUUUGGCCCGCAGACUGCUUCAUGGCAAAUCUGAGAGUCACGACGUGGAGAAGCAAAUCAUAUCUCGGAUGAAGCAGGAGCUCGGACAGCAGUUCACGAGCAAAUUUGAAGGCAUGUUCCGCGAUCUUGUAACGUCCUCGGAGCUUACGACAACAUACAAGAAGCACAUGUGCAACGUCAGUGAUGGGGGGAGGGUCAUUGACUUGAACGUCAGCGUGCUCACGACCAACUACUGGCCGCAGGAAGUCAUGGGCCGGCAGGCUUCCAUCGGCGACGGCUCCCGCAUCACCUGCAACUAUCCUCACGAAGUGCAGAGGAUGCAGGCCAGCUUUGAGCAGUUUUACCUUGGCAGCAGGAACGGGAGGAAACUCACUUGGGUAGGCACAACGGGCAGUGCGGAUAUCAAGUGUGUAUUCCCAGCGAUUCCUGGCAAGUCUGGCGCGCUGGCUCGAGAGAGGAGGUACGAAAUCAACGUGCCAACAUUUGCCAUGGUCGUGUUGAUGCUCUUCAAUGACCUCGGAGAUGGCGAGAGCCUCGGAUUUGAGGAGAUCCAGGCCAAGACCGGCAUAUCGACACCGGAUCUCAUGAGGGCGUUGACAGCAAUCGCAAUACCGCCGAAAUCUCGAGUCCUGGCCAAGGAUCCCCUCACCAAGUCCGUCAAGCCCGGCGACAAAUUUGCCUUCAACUCGAGCUUCCAAAGCAAGACGGUGCGCAUCAAGGCGCCAAUCAUCAACGCAGUCUCCAAGGUCGAGGACAUGCAGGAGAGAAGGACUACAGAGGAGAGGAAUAACCUGACGAGGGCCCAUAUCGUGGACGCGGCCAUCGUGAGGAUCAUGAAAUCUCGAAAAGAAGUCAGCCACUCGCAGCUAGUGAGCGAGGUUCUCUCACAGCUCGCCGGGCGAUUCAAGCCCGAAGUGUCUGUGAUCAAAAAGCGGAUCGAGGACUUGAUUGUGCGGGAAUACCUGGAGCGACCGGACGAAGAGGGUGCGCCGUCAACGUACCGCUACAUGGCGUGA